AUCAUUCUGCAGCUUUAUUAGAGGGAAGGCAGUAGCCAAGUGAAGCAGCUGGAAUCACACUGAAGUGACUCUGAACUCUGCAGAUCAUUUCAUUCUUCCUUCUGCUACAGAGCUCACAUCCCUGAUUUACAGUGCCUUUUGUUUCAAACAGCUGGGCAAGAAAACCACUCUGCAACAUGACAUUUGAAGAUUUUGAGAACUACUCUUAUUUCUACGAUCUGUCUGAGGAAGAUGAGUCACCUCAGUCUUCCCUCAGCAUUGCCCAUAUUAUUUCCCUUUUCUUUUACAGUGUGGCAUUUCUGCUGGGAGUGCCAGGUAAUGCCAUUGUCAUCUGGUUUAUGGGCUUUAAGUGGGAUAAGUCUGUUUCCACACUCUGGUUCCUGAAUCUGGCCAUUGCGGAUUUCAUUUUUGUUCUCUUCCUGCCCCUCUAUAUUACAUACGUGGCAUUGGGCUUCCACUGGCCCUUUGGGAAGUGGCUCUGCAAAAUGAACUCAUUCAUUGCACUACUUAAUAUGUUUGCCAGUGUUUUCUUCCUGACAUUCAUCAGCCUUGACCGCUACAUCCGCCUCGUCCACCCAGUCUUUUCCUACAAAUACAGGACUGUGAAGAACACCCUCGUUCUCAGCGGGGUCAUUUGGAUGUCAGCUGCAAUUAUUGGUGGCCCUGCCUUGUACUUUAGAGACACAGCUACAGUUCUCAACAAUGUCACCAUUUGCUACAACAACUUCCACGUGCAUGACAGAGAACUUAUUUUGCUGACACAUCACAUUCUCAUUUGGGUGAGGCUUGCGUUUGGUUACCUCUUUCCUUUAGUGACCAUGGUUAUUUGCUACUCGCUGCUGAUCGUCAAAGUGAAGAGGAGAACUGUAUUGACUUCUAGCAGGCUUUUCUGGACCAUCACUGCCGUAGUUGUAGCUUUUUUUGUCUGCUGGACACCAUACCAUAUAUUCAGCAUAGUGGAGCUGUCUGCUCACCAUGAUGAAAACCUGCACGACUUACUACAGGAUGGCAUUCCCCUCUCCACUGGCCUCGGUUUCAUCAACAGCUGCCUCAACCCCAUCCUCUACGUGCUGAUCAGCAAGAAGUUCCAGGCUCAGGUGAAGAGCACGGUGUCAGAGGUGCUGAAGCUGGCGCUGUGGGAGGUGAGCCGCUCGGGGACGGUCAGCGAGCAGCUCUGGAGCUCGGACAGCGCGCCCGCGCGCCACUGCGAAACGGCCCAGUGACCGCCCCGCCGCCA
Ficedula albicollis (Collared flycatcher) is the source of this 1237-nucleotide messenger RNA. RefSeq names its product G protein-coupled receptor 1 (gene CMKLR2). NCBI's taxonomy places the organism in Eukaryota, Metazoa, Chordata, Aves, Passeriformes, Muscicapidae. The record is from RefSeq and is a predicted model, not a curated record. Gene Ontology annotation, molecular function: complement receptor activity; G protein-coupled receptor activity. Gene Ontology annotation, biological process: phospholipase C-activating G protein-coupled receptor signaling pathway; positive regulation of cytosolic calcium ion concentration; inflammatory response. The transcript is spliced from 2 exons. Gene Ontology annotation, cellular component: plasma membrane. The coding region runs from base 177 to 1223 and encodes 348 amino acids.